Cuscuta campestris is the source of this 864-nucleotide messenger RNA. NCBI's taxonomy places the organism in Eukaryota, Viridiplantae, Streptophyta, Magnoliopsida, Solanales, Convolvulaceae. The record is from the annotation of a GenBank genome assembly.
CUGAAGAACAGCCAUCAAAAUUGCCCAGGUCAAAGUAAAUCGGAGAUAUAAACUCGCGAUUGAACAGUAAAUUCGCAGGCGUUGACCUUCAUUUCCUCAAAAUCCAGCUCCAAAACAAGCUCAAAUCCGGAGUCACCAGCUGAAGGCGCUCCUAGAGUUCCAAAAAUCUGAAGCUAAAACCUCAAAUCGAUGGAGAAAUCGUGAGAACGUCCUCGCGGCUACUGUUCAUGUCGCGGCUAGAGAGAGGAAAACGUCAGACUCCAUAUAUUUUGGGUCUGCAUUUUUGUGGAGCAAGCUGCUGCCCUCCAAUCCUGAUUUUGGGUCUGCAUUUUUGUGGUUUCUUUUGGAUUAAUGAGGACUCAUUACUGGGUAUUCUGCUCGAUUGAGAAUCUGGAGCUGUACCACUGGACACCUCUUAGCCUCCUUCUUUUGGUUUUGCUUUGGGUUUUGCUUAUCUGGAUUUCUUACAAAGGCCUUGGUGUUUUGCUGUGUCAUUGGUUCACUGCCCAUGGGCUGCUUGCUGUGUUCAGUAACUUGGAAGCUGCUGUGUGGGGUGGGUUUUGAGUGUAUGUUUGAAUUUAUUUGUUGUGAUGUUUUACUGCCCAGUUAUGCUCCCUGUCCUAGUUCCUGCUGCCAUAUGGACGAGCUGUUUGAAAUGUUAUUCAAGUGGUGUUUGAGUCCUUUGGAAAGGCUGCUGGAAUCAUGGGCUGCAAUAGGCAAAUUGGGUUGUUUCUCACUGUUUUAGUCACUAUCUGCUGGAGCUGUUUUGUGAGUGAUGAACACAUGUGGGCUGGCUGUUUGUGACAGAGUGGCUGCCCAACAGAUUUGGGCAGUGGAGUGCUGGAAUGAAGUUCGUUUGACAAU